Molecule: messenger RNA, 780 nt
Organism: Acanthosepion pharaonis
Lineage: Eukaryota; Metazoa; Mollusca; Cephalopoda; Sepiida; Sepiidae
Source: the annotation of a GenBank genome assembly
AUGUAUCUAUAUAUGUAUCUCCUAUCUAUAUCUAUCUAUCUAUCUAUCUAUCAUAGUCUAUUUACAUCUAUUUUUAUAGAUCCGGCUGGAUUUCAUUUACGUAUCUUUUUUGACAGAGAUGAACAUGGAAUUGUUAAAGAAAAUCCGGCAUGUAUUCCGUGUGUUACCUCUGAUGGUCCGGCGGCCUUUAUUUUACUGAUCUUUCUUCACGUGGAUGAACAUGGGGAUGUACGGAAAAUCCGGCAUGCAUUCCGUGUAACCUCUUUUGCUGAACGCAAGGAGAGAAUUCAACAGAACAAUCUUUAUCCAAAUCAACAUGACCCUGAAGGGGGAGCCGAGCCAAAGUUUAUUCAUUUGAACAAAAUGAAACAGAACAAAAUUCCACGACCGGUUGGCAGUUCGAUCCGAUUCAAAUGCAAAGCCACUGGAAUUCCACAACCAGAGGUGCGGUGGUUAAAAGAUGGUCAGAUCUGGGUGUCCGAAGAUGUCGGCAGCUACCAGGACAGUCGGCUGAGGUGGACACUAAAGAUCAAUGACCUACAAGAAAAGGAUAGUGGCAAAUAUACUUGUAUCGUGACCAACCUUCAUGGCAGUAUUAACUAUACGUAUACGUUGGAAGUUGUAGAAAAAGUCCAUGACAAACCAGAAUUCUUGCCACCACAUCCACUUAAUCAAACAGUUCGACAUGGCCAACAAGCUUCAUUUCAAUGCCAUGUGAAAAGUGAUGCCCAGCCCCACAUAACGGUAAAUAAAAUAGCUUUCUUCUUUCAUAUCUAUUAG